UAAAGGCUUGAUGAAAACAAGUGCAAACAUCACCCCUUUAGCAUGGUCGGCGACAUCCGGCACGACCUCAAAAGUUAGCGUCGAGCAUCUUUGAACGCAAACACAUCUUGCUCGAGAGGAUGGGCAGAGCGUCGUUGUAGAAUGACCAUUUCCAAAAGUUUUCGUCUAACAUACCAACAACGCCGCACAUUAGUUUCGACUCUGUUCGGCCUCACAUUUUUUGCAUCCGUGUUGACGGUUUCCGCGUCCAACGUGUUACCAUGUCCCGUACGACCUGACCGGAGCCGAUACGGAGAUACAGAGGGGAAAGCAGGGGGAACGAGGCCUGCGCCAGUGGUGGAGAAGAUGCCGAGAAGGUGGAUACAGGAGAGGCCCUCUUCGGAGGAUACACCAGCUUAAGUCAUUGCUGACGAGGAGGCCAGACGUGGAGAUUUAGACCGUCUCUGUACAUCACCCAGUACAAUCAAUAUACAGCGUACACGACUACCAUCUACUACUACUACACAUCCCAGAGUUAUGAGGUUUAUGAAAGCGCGGGGUACAUGGCAUGGGGGUGUCUAAUAAGUACAUAAUGUGGUACUAGCAUGCUCGGGUGUCGCUGAAAAGUUACUGAAGGUUAAUUACACCCAACACAAACGGUCAAGUCAGUAAAAUGAAUGUCUAAGACGAGUCUACUGCUGAAGCAGUGUCAUCCUGCGCAAGUUGUUGGUUUCUAUAAUGUUCUUCUUGCUCCUGAAGUGUUCCUCUGGAAAUGUCGGCACAGGUUAGCAUCGGCACACGAUCGGACGUCACAAUCACGUACGGAAGGGGUUGCUCCUCGAUGGG
This is a messenger RNA of Suillus bovinus, 825 nucleotides long. RefSeq lists its product as uncharacterized. The transcript has 2 exons. The record is from RefSeq and is a predicted model, not a curated record. The coding region runs from base 142 to 399 and encodes 85 amino acids. NCBI's taxonomy places the organism in Eukaryota, Fungi, Basidiomycota, Agaricomycetes, Boletales, Suillaceae.